AUGUCUUGCCCGCAUUUCAUUUUUUUUCAUUUUUUUUGUUUGUUUCUUUGCAUUUCUUUUUUAGCCUCCCAUAAUGUCUUCCCUGCAUUUCAUUUUUUCAGUCUUUCUUGCAUUUCUCUUCUGUUAGCCACCCAUCAUGUCUUGCCCGCAUUUCAUUUUUUCAGUCUAACUUUCAUUUCUCUUCUGUUUUUUUCCAUUUGUUUCUUGCAUUUCUUUUUUUUAGCCUCCCAUAAUGUCUUCCCUGCAUUUCAUUUUUUCAGUCUUUCUUGCAUUUCUCUUCUUCUAACUUGCAUUUAUCUUCUGCUUUUUUCCAUUUCUUUCUUGCAUUUCUUUUUUUUAGCCUCCCAUAAUGUCUUCCCUGCAUUUCAUUUUUUCAGUUUUCUUUUUUCUCUUCUUCUAACUUGCAUCCAUUUUUUUUUUCCAUUUCUUUCUUGCAUUUCUUUUUUUUUUAGCCUCCCACUUCAUUGCAUUUCAUUUUUUCAGUCUUUCUUGCAUUUCUCUUCUUCUAACUUGCAUUUAUCUUCUGCUUUUUUCCAUUUCUUUCUUGCAUUUCUUUUUUUUUUAGCCUCCCAUAAUGUCUUCCCUGCAUUUCAUUUUUUCAGUCUUUCUUGCAUUUUCUCUUCUUCUAACUUGCAUUUAUCUUCUGCUUUUUUUCCAUUUUCUUUCUUGCAUUUCUUUUUUUUUUUAGCCUCCCAUAAUGUCUUCCCUGCAUUUCAUUUUUUCAGUCUUUCUUGCAUUUCUCUUCUUCUAACUUGCAUUUAUCUUCUGCUUUUUUCCAUUUCUUUCUUGCAUUUCUUUUUUUUAGCCUCCCAUAAUGUCUUCCCUGCAUUUCAUUUUUUCAGUCUUUCUUGCAUUUCUCUUCUGUUAGCCACCCCCAUCAUGUCUUGCCUGCAUUUCAUUUUUUUAUCUUUCUUCCAUUUCUCUUCUUACAGCUUCUCAUCAUGUCUUGCCUGCAUUUCAUUUUUUUUUAGUCUAACUUUUUCAUUUCUCUUCUGUAAUUUUCCCUGCAUUUCAUUUUUUCAUUUUCCUUGCAUUUUUUUUUUUAGCCCCCCACCCAAUGUCUUCCCUGCAUUUCAUUUUUUUUCAGUCUUUUCUUGCAUUUCUCUUCUUCUAACUUGCAUUUAUCUUCUGCUUUUUUCCAUUUCUUUCUUGCAUUUCUUUUUUUUAGCCUCCCAUAAUGUCUUCCCUGCAUUUCAUUUUUUCAGUCUUUCUUGCAUUUCUCUUCUGUUAGCCACCCCCAUCAUGUCUUGCCUGCAUUUGAUUUUUUUUAGUCUAACUUGUUUUAUCUUCUUCUGCUUUUUUCCAUUUCUUUCUUGCCCAUCUUUUUUUUUAGCCUCCAUAAUGUCUUCCCUUCAUUUCAUUUUUUUUCAGUCUUUCUUCCAUUUCUCUUCUCCCCAUCAUGUCUUGCCUGCAUUUCAUUUUUUAGUCUUUCUUGCAUUUCUUUCUGUUAGCCCCCAUCAUGUCUUGCCUGCAUUUCAUUUUUUUAGUCAGUUUAUCUUCCUUUUUUUUUCAUUUCUUUUUUUCUUUUUUUUAGCCUCCCAUCAUGUCUUCCCUGCAUUUUUUUUUUUCAGUCUUUCUUGCAUUUCUCUUCUGUUAGCCCCCCCAUCAUGUCUUGCCUGCAUUUCAUUUUUUAGUCUAACUUGCAUUUAUCUUCUGCUUUUUUUCCAUUUUUUCUUGCAUUUCUUUUUUUUUUUAGCCUCCCAUAAUGUCUUCCCUGCAUUUCAUUUUUCAGUCUUUCUUGCAUUUCUCUUCUUCUUUCUUCUUCUUCUUUCUUUCUUUGCAUUUCUCCUUGUCCUCCUUUCUGUCUUCCCUUUUUUUUUUUUUCAGUCUUUCCUUCUUUCUCUUCCUUGGAUAUUUUUCUUGUCUUUCUUUUUUUUUUUUUUUUUUUUUGUAUUCUUCUUCUGUUUUUUUCAUUUUCUUUUUUCAUUUCUUUUUUUUCCUCCUGAAUGUCUUUCUUUUGUUUUUUCAUCUUUCUUCAUUUCUCUUCAUUCUUUGUUCUUGUUACUUUCUUUUUUAGUCUACUUUCUUUUAUCUUCUUCUUUUUCUUCUUCUUCUUCUUCUUCUUUUUUUAGCCUCCCAUCAUGUCUUGCCCUUAUUUCAUUUUUUUAUCUUUCUGCUUCUUCUCUGUAUGAGCUACUCUCCUUGUCCUCCUUUCUUUCAUUUCUUUUUUUUUUUACUCUUCCCUCUUUGUCUUCCUUGGAUAUUUUUUUAGUCUUUCUAUUUUUCUUUUUUUUUUUUUUGUAUUCUUCCUGCAUGUUCUUUUUUCAUUUUCUUUUUUCCUUCUUAUUUUUCCACCUGAAUUCUUUCUUUGUAUUUUCAUCUUCUUCUUCUGCUCAUUCUUUGUUCUUGUUACUCUCUUUUGAUCACUGUUCUUUACUUCUUCUUCUUCUUCUUCUUCUUCUUCUUCUUCUUCUUCUUCUUCUUAUUAUUAUUAUUAUUAUUAUUAUUAUUAAUUUCUUUCCUUUUUUUGACUCACCUCAUCUUUGA
Molecule: messenger RNA, 2487 nt
Organism: Acanthosepion pharaonis
Lineage: Eukaryota; Metazoa; Mollusca; Cephalopoda; Sepiida; Sepiidae
Source: the annotation of a GenBank genome assembly